This is a messenger RNA of Salvelinus sp. IW2-2015, 1569 nucleotides long. RefSeq names its product ankyrin repeat domain-containing protein 34C-like. Lineage: Eukaryota; Metazoa; Chordata; Actinopteri; Salmoniformes; Salmonidae. The record is from RefSeq and is a predicted model, not a curated record. Gene Ontology annotation, molecular function: protein binding.
UCUGUGGUUGUCUUGGCGAUGAUGGCAGACAUACUAGAGCUGCGGACAGACGGGAACUCUCUCCUGAAGGCGGUGUGGCUCCGACGCCUGCGGCUCACCAGGCUCCUGCUGGAUGGGGGUGCCUACAUCAAUGAGAGCAACGAGCGAGGAGAGACACCGCUCAUGGUGGCCUGCAUGUCCAAACACAGCGACCCGCAGAGUGUCAGUAAGGCAAAGCUGGUUAAGUACCUACUGGAUAACAAGGCUGAUCCCAACAUCCAGGAUAAAGCAGGCCGGACAGCCCUGAUGCACGCCUGCAGUCAGAGGGCGGGAUAUGAGGUGGUGUCCCACCUGUUGACCAAUGGGGCAGACCCAAGUCUGGAAGACAGGAGCGGGGCCUCUGCUCUGGUCUAUGCCGUUAACGCAGACGAUAAGGAGACCCUAAAGGGUCUCCUAGCCGCAUGUAAAGCCAAGGGCAAAGAGGUCAUCAUUAUCACCACAGACAAGUCACCCUCUGGCACCAAAACCACCAAGCAGUACCUGAAUGCCCCCCCUUCCCCAGAGCUAGAGGAUAAGGGCUCCCCUGCAUUCUGCACCACUCCUUCUGACAUUGAGCUCAACACCUCCUCCUCACCUAACUCAGCCGAGCAGCACAACACUAUCUUCAGUUUCCAGACAAAGUUGAAAACAUCGUCCAGCACAGCAGCAAAGCUUCCCAAUGGGCCGACUUCUCCCACACGGCGACCAGCCAACCCCAAGCGUGCUCGUUUACCCCAGCUGAAGCGUCUGCAGUCAGAGCCCUGGGGGCUGAUCGCUCCCUCCGUCCUCGCUCCAGCUGCGUCCGAGGAGAGUAAGAGAACCACCUCUGAUGAGGACGUUGUCACAGGCAUCAAUGGACUUUCUCUGUCAAAGAGAUCGACUCUGUCUCGACAAAACAGUGUGGAUGGCAAGGAUGUGUUGUUUCCACAAAUUUCGUCCUCAUUAUCUGUCCCUCCAACUUCCAAAUCGGCAUAUGAGAGGAGUCUGGGUCAGCAGCACCAGCCCCUAGCCCGGCGUAGCACCGUCCCUGAAGAGCAGGACAGUAGCAGUAACAGUGGGCCAGACAGUUUGAGAGACACGGUCUACAGGAGAUGGCUGGGCACUGACCACUAUGACUCAGACUCCCAGCUGUACUCAGACUGUGGCAUGCUGGACUCUCCUAAGGUUCCUCUAGAAAGGAAGAAACUCAACGGGUCUCCAUUAGCCAUGCUGACCAACUCCAGGGAGUCCCUAGACAUCAACAGCACGUCAUCUCCCAGCACAGCACGACGGUGCGCACCAGGCCUCCUGGAGAGGCGAGGCUCAGGGACUCUGCUGCUGGACUACAUUUCCCAUACCCGUCCUGGCCAUCUACCCCCCCUGAACUUCAACCCCAACCCUCCUAUACCUGACAUUGGAACCAGCAGCAAGCCCUCGUCCCCUCUUGCCUCAGGUUUCAGAUCAAUAGCUCCAGUAGCAGCAAACUCACCAAAUAGAGGCCAGCUCAAGUCAAAUAAGAAACUUGUAAGGAGGCACUCUAUGCAAGUGGAGCAAAUGAAACAACUGCUGUAG